Molecule: messenger RNA, 983 nt
Organism: Ceratosolen solmsi marchali
Lineage: Eukaryota; Metazoa; Arthropoda; Insecta; Hymenoptera; Agaonidae
Product: epidermal retinol dehydrogenase 2
Exons: 7
Coding region: 27-941 (304 amino acids)
Molecular function (GO): oxidoreductase activity, acting on the CH-OH group of donors, NAD or NADP as acceptor
Source: RefSeq, a predicted model, not a curated record
UCAAUUUUUGUCACACUCCUAAGACGAUGUUGUCUAUAAGAACUGAAUCUGUAAUAUCAUGGUCGAGGUCCAGCAAUCCAUCAUUUCUUGGCUGGGUGUACCUCAACAUUGAAAUACUUUUAGGACUCGGACUUUCUGGAUUUCUUGUCUUCCUUGGAAUCGUUAAGUCGUUCCUACCGAAACCUCCACGAGAUUUGACCGGCAAUAUUGUACUGGUAACGGGUGCGACGACGAGCCUCGGCCGCUGCUUAGCAGAGGAGUUCGCCAGUAGUGGCUGCUCGGUCUACCUGGUGGACGGACCCGGGAGCAACGUGGAGGAGCUCGCCGAGCAGCUUCGCGAGAAACAUCGGGGCGCUCGGAGACUGGAACCGGCCCACAGGAAGGAAGAGAGGCGAGUAUCGUCGUCUCCGGCUCUCGGGUACGUCUGCGACCUCUCGGACAGGGAGAAAGUGCGGGUCCUUGGGAAAAAGCUCGGCCGAGCUCUCGGCGGCCUCGAUGUCCUCGUCACCUGCACCCCUGGACCGAUCGAGACCGAAUCCUUUCACGUCCUCAGUCGUGCGCUCGCCUUUCAUUAUUGGACGGUGUUGGCGUUCUUACCAUCCAUGCUACAUCGAGAAAGAGCGCACGUAAUUGGAAUUACGCCAACCAAGUGUACAAUGGAUGCAAGCAUAGGCUCCCGAGCUGCCGUUGCAGGACUAAUGGACAGCUUGGCGCAGCAGUUUAACGGGCAAAAUAAUACACUGACAUUUAUGACCGUUGCACCUAAUGCUGAACCAAGUUUAAUGAAGCAAAGUGAGCAAGUCAUUGCGAGAAAAGUGGUACAGGCUGUUCAAAGAAAUCAAUCGUGUCUAAGCAUAAAUUGGAGCUCAAAAUUGUUGUACUUUUUAAGCUGCAGACUGUACAGCGGCAUAACAACAAUAUCAAGGUGGUUCGAUACGUAAAAAAUGCAUUAUCUAAUCGAGAAAUUAUUUAUUAAAAAUUUA